This is a messenger RNA of Suillus fuscotomentosus, 1226 nucleotides long. RefSeq names its product NADP-dependent oxidoreductase domain-containing protein. Lineage: Eukaryota; Fungi; Basidiomycota; Agaricomycetes; Boletales; Suillaceae. Bases 109 to 1029 code for a protein of 306 amino acids. The record is from RefSeq and is a predicted model, not a curated record. Gene Ontology annotation, molecular function: oxidoreductase activity, acting on NAD(P)H as acceptor. The transcript is spliced from 10 exons.
CUCACCCAGUGGGUGGAGGCUGGGCCUUUGCGAUUCAGUCGUCUCACAUACAGCCUCUUAGUUGGCAACCAUCCUACCCAAGCCUGAUUUAGAGACGGUAUUAAAACUAUGACUUGGGAUCUUGUCACGCUGAAUUCCGGUUACAUUAUGCCGAGCAUUGCUUAUGGUACAUGGACCCUUGGGAACGGGCAGGGUCCCAUCGACCAGAUCGCACAAGCUUUCGAUACGCAAUACUACCACAUUGACACCGCUCAGGGGUACAGAAAUGAGGGUGAAGUGGGCAUCGCUCUUCAUGAAAGCGGUCUGUCGCGUGGCGAUGUAUUCAUAACGACUAAAUACUCUGGCUUCGACGGGCUGGAUAUUCCUACUGCGAUCAGAAACAGCGUCAACAACAUCGGAACGCCUUACGUAGACCUAUACCUGAUUCAUAACCCACGCCUCGCGGUACCGGACAUCCCAACAGCGUGGGCAGAAAUGGAGAAGGUGGUGGAGGAUGGACUGGCAAAGAGUAUUGGUGUAAGUAAUUUUGGUGUACAAGACUUGGAAAUUCUGUUGGCGUCUGCGAAAAUCAAACCUGCUGUGAAUCAGAUCCUUCUCCAUCCCUAUGUUUACUUACAACAGACGCCUAUAGUGGAGUACGCUGCUGAACAUGACAUUGUUAUUGAGGCAUACAGCGCCCUCCGACCACUCACCAAGGAACCCAGUGGCCCAUUAGACGCUCCACUGAACGAGAUCGCCACUCGACUUGGGGCAACUACAGAUCAGGUGCUUCUCGCUUGGACAAAGGCUAAAGGUGCCGUUAUCGUCACAACCAGCUCCAAGAAAACACGUUUAGAAGGCUAUCAAGAUGCAGGCGAUAUUGAGCUUUCAAAAGAGGAUAUUGCUGCAAUUGAUGCUGCCGGAGCAUUGGGCGAAAAGCGAAUCACCGUUAGAAUGGGGCUGCGGAAGUUUGGUGUUGGGGUUCUAGUUGCGGUUGCGAUGUUGAGCCUUUGCAGUUAUUUUAGAAUCAGGAGUGAUAAAUCGUUGUAGGAUAUAUUAUUAUAUUCGAUCGCUCGCUAGGACAUUUUAUCUUUUACACACAGACUAGUCAUUUCAUCAAAAGAUACAUAGGCGCUCUCCAGGGGUUUCCAGGUUGACAUGGACUGCCAUGGCCACACUCUAUGAUGUACGACACACUUGCAUGAUGCGUGUGCAUGUGGUCAUGGAGUCGGCACCGUACAGUUUGC